Messenger RNA from Lottia gigantea (owl limpet), 240 nucleotides. RefSeq lists its product as hypothetical. The transcript has a single exon. Lineage: Eukaryota; Metazoa; Mollusca; Gastropoda; Lottiidae. The coding region runs from base 1 to 240 and encodes 79 amino acids. The record is from RefSeq and is a predicted model, not a curated record.
AUGGAAGGUAUCGAACAACUACAAGACGAUGUGGUUCAACUUGACAGUCGAGUAACAACCAAUGAAAACACUGUAAAUGAGGUCAAGGUCGAUGUCAAAAAUACGAAGAAAGACGUGGUGAAGAUUAAAAAAGAUGUCAACAAACAAGGGAAGAAAUUAGACUCCAUGGGAAGAGUUGUUGAUGAUACCGUUAAAAAAGUGGAAGAAAUCGAUCAAAAGGUAGUUCUGCUGUGUUUUUAG